Amphimedon queenslandica is the source of this 837-nucleotide messenger RNA. RefSeq lists its product as uncharacterized. The coding region runs from base 180 to 743 and encodes 187 amino acids. The transcript has 7 exons. The record is from RefSeq and is a predicted model, not a curated record. NCBI's taxonomy places the organism in Eukaryota, Metazoa, Porifera, Demospongiae, Haplosclerida, Niphatidae.
GCAGAGCGAGCUUACUGUCAGUGUGAUAAUUGAAGCGACAAGGAAGUGUGACUACUUUCCUUUCUGUGCCGGUACAGAAAUCACAAUUUUCCGCUCAGUCUCCUUUCUUUCUCAGUGGCAGAGCGGCCCGCUUUAUCUCCUACUGAGCCAAACUCAGUUGGCUCAAUAGCUGCACCAAGAUGAGGAGCUUUGUCUUUGUGGCUGUCUGUAUCUUUCUCUGUUGUGGAUCAACAAAAGCUCAGUCGAACCUUACAGUUAACCAAGCAGUGUACAUUAUUUCCACCAUUGGUGCUUUCUAUUUCAUUCUAUUUGUCACUAUACUUACUCUCGUUGUUUGUUUUUGUUACAAGAAAAGGAAAGGACGUGGUGUUUGUCCUAUUUCAAAAAAUGCCGAACCAGAAAAACCAAGGCGCCCAGCACACAAAGAAUAUACUCAAGUUACUCCCACAAGUGCAAAACCACAUAGUAAGAAGCAGUUGCGUAUUGUCAAAACGACAAAUGCUGGAGCAGAAGUUAAACAAAGUCCGUUCAAACUAGAUGCUGUUGCUUAUGGAAAUCCAGCAUUUCAUUCCGAUCAAUCAAGCACUACCAGUGACAGUAGAAGCAAGGAAAGCAAAGAAAGCUUUGCAAUUAAAACUGAAUUUUCACCUAAUGAUACAGUCAUAACCAAUGAAAACUUUGUAGGGUUUCCGGAAACACUAGACGAUGAUGAAAUAGAAGAUACCAGCAUCACAGAAAUAUAAUAUUAAAAAUAAUAACAGUAAUAUCAAAACAAUGCACAAAAACAAUGUUUUAUGCCAUUUCUUUGUUAAAUAGUCACUUUUUGGACAAAUUAAA